AUAAAAAUAAAAAUUAGUAAUAGUAAUCCAUAUCAAACAAGAAACAACGGAAAUCCAGUUUCUUCAAAGCCUUAUUUGUUUAUAGAAAUUUAUUAUUUCGUAUUUAUUUGUUAGCAAAUCUGGAUGAAGAGGAGAGAAUAAUGAUUGCUGCCUCCGAACCUCAGGAGUUCAUACCGUUUGGUCGGCAGCAGGUACGCCAGCAUCCAGGUGUGAAGAAAGACACAUCUCCACCCUUUGAUUCAUCUCUUCUCUACAAGUUGAGUCACUUCAAAAUCCAGGAUGACAAGCCAAGUAACGAAUGGUGGACGCUGCGAGGUGGAGUGGAGGAAGUGGAAGUGGAGGAGGAAGAGCUGUACUACAGCGGCUGCACGGCGGUGUGGAGUCGCGGCAUGGCCGGCCGCAGUCUGGCCAAUGACAGCUCGGCUGGCCGCCAGUUGAGUGCCUGCUACACCCUCGACGAACCCAUCGAGCAAGCCCUCUGGUGCAACUUCACCAAGUUGAAGAAUGACAAAUACGUUCCAGUCCCAAGUAUAUGUUUAUUGGAAAGCAGUUCGAUAAAAAUAUUCACCACAGAUGGAGAAGACUUUCUAUCAUCGUUACAGUUCAAGGUGUCAAGCGUUUGGGCCACUGCCUUUGGAUUGUUAUUGGAGAGAAUGUCUGCGAACCCUUUGCCAGGUGGGAAGCCACUGUUUUCACCACCCUCAUCGGCCACCAGUCCUGGCAUUCCCGAAAUGCACAAACUGCCGAAAAUAUUCUCCCUUCUCCAUCCGCUCAAUGAGAUUGCUCCUGUUCUUGUUUCUAAGCAAGGUUCUAGUGUAGGUUUCAUGGACAACCGCUACCAGAAAAUAGUUUUCACCAGUUGUGAUCCCUCUCUAUGUAUGCUCUACGACUUGCAGUCCGGCCAACAUAGUAUUUGGAAAAUAAGGAAGGUUACUGAUGAUGAAUGUCAAAUCAUGUGCGGUCAAGAUCCAACUAAUAGUAUAGCACACACAUCUAUGGAUACCACUUUCAAUCAGCGACUUAUCUCUGCCAUGUCCACCGUUAACAGGAAUCAUUAUCCAUCACCAUUGAAUGGCAAUCACAUGUCGAUGACAGGAACUCGGAUGGCUGACACGUCUUUAACUGGUCUCAAUACAUCAGCCAAUCCAUUCAAAUACCUGAACCACACUUCCGUGCUGGGUGGCACACAGACGCCCUCGUCGACGUGCAGUUGGGGCUCGCCCCGGGGAGGCCAGAGGGGCGCCGCCGGCUCACCAGGCGGGGGCACGCCCACCUACUCGGAUGCCCGCCUAGGCACCAGUCAGUCUGUGAUGGACUGCGGCCAGGAGGCCAAACCCAUAGUGCCCGAGCUAUGUCUGCAGUUUGUGUGGGCCGAGAAUCUCGGUCUGCCUUGCUACCAGGACGGAGACCCGAGUCCAGCGAGCCGAGUGUUCAUGGGCGUCGAUCUGAUUGGCCAGUCGUUCCUGUACUACGUGGUGCCGUCGCGAUGUCGCCUCUUCUGUGUCAGCUGCACCAGGACCAAUCGCGGCGAUCUCAACCUCAGCACGCUGGCCACUCUGCCCGCCAAGGAUGCUGCUUAUUUGCCGGCUCUACAGAUGAUAGCAGUUUUGGAACCUGCUGGCGGUGUAGUUCUCUAUACGGGAACUGCGCUGAUUGGCAAACUGCAUGUAGCAGGAAUUAGCACAGCUCUAGCCAGCCCCUCCUACCUCUCUUCAUCCUCCAUCAUGAUUGCGCAGUUGCAGAACAGUGUUUCCAAUCAAAGGCGAUCAUCGAGUUUUAUCUCAUCGACUUUGGUUGGUGAAGGAGCAUUCGAUGAGAAAGUGCACCUGUUGUCGCCUGUAGCAGGCAGAAGUGCGAAUAAUGUCGAGUUCGCAACACCCAGCCACCAAGUGCAUUCAACACCGAAGGACGCUCACAUCAGCUCCCUCAGAGACCCCGUCGCUAACAGGGUUACCUUGGUAUGUUCGAUAAUGGCUGCAGGGAGGAAAUUUGUGAGUCCCAGAAUGCGAUUUGAUGAAGCAAAGCUGAGGAAUGAGCAUGUGAAAACCCAGUUUGCUCUUGAAGUCAAAAACCGCUUUGAUGUUUUGAUGCAGGAGAAUGAUGAGAGAAGUGUUGACAGUCUAUGGAUGAAUGUUGGAGAAGCUUACCUAGAAACAAGCAAAUCUGUUCUAGGUAAGAGAGAUCACCAGAAGAAGGACUGGAUGUCUGAACAAACAUGGGAUCUUAUACAGCUCAGAAAAGUUAAGAAAGCCAACAUCAAUACGAGCAAAACUAGGUUGCAGAAAAAACAGGCCCAGGAUGAGUACUCAAGAACAGAGAAGGAGAUGAAAAAGUGUGUCAGAAGGGAUCACCGAAAGUAUGUAGAUGAUAUGGCAGCUAGGGCAGAGCAAGCAGCAAGGAUAGGUGACAGUAAAGAGUUGUACAGAAUCACAAGAGCUUUAUCCAAGAGAUCCUAUCGAAAUGAUGGCCCAGUAAAGAGUAAGGAAGGGCAAUUGCUGACUAGUAAGGAUGAGCAACUUGAAAGAUGGAGAGAACACUUCAUGGAAAUCUUCAAUAGGCAAAAUGAGAUAGAGGAUCAUGAAGAAAUAGAGCACAGAGAUGGGCCAGUGGUCACAGACAUAGAAUGGGAAGUGCCAACAAAAGAUGAGGUGAAGAAGGCUAUAAGUGAGAUGAAAAAUGGAAAAGCUCCUGGCUCAGACAAUAUCUCACCAGAUGUUUUAAAAGUUGAUGCUCUACAGAUGAUAGCAGUUCUGGAACCUGCUGGCGGAGUAGUUCUCUAUACGGGAACUGCGCUGAUUGGCAAACUGCAUGUAGCAGGAAUUAGCACAGCUCUAGCCAGUCCCUCCUACCUCUCUUCAUCCUCCAUCAUGAUUGCGCAGUUGCAGAACAGUGUUUCCAAUCAAAGACGAUCAUCUAGUUUUAUCUCAUCGACUUUGGUUGGUGAAGGAGCAUUCGAUGAGAAAGUGCACCUGUUGUCGCCUGUAGCAGGCAGAAGUGCGAAUAAUGUCGAGUUCGCAACACCCAGCCACCAAGUGCAUUCAACACCGAAGGACGCUCACAUCAGCUCCCUCAGAGACCCCGUCGCUAACAGGGUUACCUUGGAAUUCCUCAACGGCACAAUGUUUCGAGUAACGCUACCCAACAUAUGCUCUUCACCCUUAGUUUGCAGAUGUUUGGAAGUGUUGAAAUCGGUACUGCCGCGAGAUCUAUCCCUGCAGGUGAUAGUGAAAUGGUGCGGCGCGCGCAAUGCUCCAGGAACGCAAGAUUUCACACCUACACAAGAAUGGCAGCUGUUCGAAACACAUCUUUUAGGUUUACUCGGAUACAACGUAGAGAAGCUGCCAUCAAUGCAGUUGAACACGACAAUCCCCGAAGCUCCUUCACAAAUUCUAAGGAAGAAAAGAGCGUCCUAUUGUGGAUCUGACGAUGAUUGGGAUUAUUUGCUGAGUUCGCAACAUCAUGCAAAAACGAGUCAUGGACUUCGGUCACUCCUUGCCUUGGAUCAGCCUUUUACCCUGAAAUCAAAUGAGGACAAAGCUGCCAAUGAUGUUGAACCAUCUCUAGACACGUCGGCCAUCCUAUUCCGGUCCAUGCAUUUGAUUCUCUUCUCGCUUCAUCUACUCUAUGAGGACCUGAAAUUGAACUUGCUGCUAUCAGAGUCCUUGCCUAUGCUGGCGAGACUUCUUCAUCAAUUAGCUGCUGACUUGAGAAUGAAUGCUUACAUUGAGCAUUAUUGGAGAGAUUUCCCCACAACAUGUCCACUAAAAAAUAUUAGCAUACAAAUGUCAGACGACAACUUGAAAUUACUAUCAGCGCCCAUGUAUUUCACGGAAACACCUUGUGAUGUUAUGAAAGACAUAUUCCACUUUAUAAUCGAACAUAGUUCUCUAACAAUUGCUCCUUACCCUGUAAUGUCUGCAGUAAAUCAACGCUCAAAAGAUGUUAUUCAGGUACGCAUCCAAAUUAUUCCUAUGAAUCAAGACAACGAAAGCUAUACGGCGACCGAACUGAGCAGCCUGCCAGCGGGCAUCGCCCUGGUGCUGCAUGACGCAAUGCACUCAGUGCGCGAGAACCCACCCACCGAUUGGCCAGAGCAGUGCUAUCAGCUGAUUGGUCGACAGGACUUGUGCUAUCAGCUGAUUGGUCGCCAGGACUCGGCCGGUGGCGCCACCAGCUCCGGUGACCACAAGGCCGGCCAUGCGCCCAUCUUCACCCGCCCCGACCCCCCUGACAGUGAGGAUGGCAUGGAGACUACGCUCACCAAUGACUACCAGGUUCUGAAGCUUCGAUUCAAUGCGGACCAUAGAGUGGCCGAAGUGAGGAACCUACUGCAAUCGUCACGGCCGGUCACCAUCUCAAUUGCUCAGCGACCCGAGUUCUCCGACCACGAGUUCAUCGAGGAGCAGGAGAAGCAUCUCUAUGCCAUCUGCACUAGGACCAUGGCAUUGCCAGUCGGACGAGGCAUGCUAACCCUGCACACUUGGUGUCCGGUGGCGAGCGAACCUCUGCCAGUGCCCCGGCUGUGCCUGAGUGGGCGCGCUCCCCCUCGGGGCACCACUGUGGACCUAUCCCACAUCGAGGUGGUCCCCAACAUGAAUCUGUGGCCCCUCUUCCACAACGGGGUGGCAGCCGGACUCAGAAUAGCGCCCCAUGCAGCCAACAUCAAUUCGCCGUGGAUCGUCUACAAUAAACCCAAGGGUGGCCCUGAAGUACUUCCUGAACAUGCCGGUUUUCUGAUGGCUCUGGGCUUGAACGGUCAUCUCUCCAAUCUGGUCGAACUGAACACUUUCAAGUACUUGAGUCGAUGUCAUGAGAUGACCAGUGUUGGCCUGAUACUGGGCAUAGCUGCUACAAAAAGAGGUACCAUGGAUGUGCAGACAACUAAACUACUGAGUGUCCAUAUAGAAUCACUGCUGCCACCCACCUCCAUAGAACUGGACAUUGUGCAGAAUAUACAGGUGGCAGCACUGCUUGGUGUCGGACUAGUCUAUCAGAAAACAGCACACAGGCACAUUGCCGAGGUUCUCCUAUCAGAAAUAGGCAGGCCUCCUGGUCCCGAGAUGGAGAACAGCGUGGACCGAGAGUCGUACUCGCUGUCGGCGGGUUUGGCACUUGGCCUGGUUGUUCUGGGAACUGGAUCCACUGCCACUGGACUGGCCGACCUCGGCAUCGCCGACACGCUGCAUCACUACAUGGUCGGCGGCAAUAAGCGGCCCAUCUCAGGUUCGCAGAAGGAAAAGUACAAAUCGCCAAGCUAUCAGAUAAAAGAAGGAGACGAAGUGAAUAUCGAUGUGACUGCUCCAGGAGCGACCCUCGCACUUGGCAUGAUGUACUUCAACUCAGGAAACCAGGCUGUGGCCAAUUGGAUGAAGGCUCCUGAAACGCAGUUCCUGCUGGACUUUGUGUGUCCCGAUCUGCUUUUGCUGAGGAUAUUGGCCAGGGGUCUGAUCCUGUGGGAUGAGAUUUUGCCGACCGAGGAGUGGGUGCAAAGUCAUGUCCCCGAAGUCAUCAGGCCCUACUGCCUUGUCAAGCCCGUCGAAGACAAUAUUGACUAUGAAACUAUGAACCAAACGUAUUGCAACAUAAUAGCGGGCGCAUGCAUGGCGAUGGGACUGAAGUUUGCCGGCUCAGCGAACAACGAGGCGUUCAGCACUCUGCUGAGCAUCUGCAAAGUGUUCACCACCAUGUUCACCAGGUCCAUAGCUGAGCUGGCCGGCAAAUCCACCAUCGAAACAUGUCUCAAUGUCGUACUGCUGUCUCUUGCUAUGGUGAUGGCAGGCACAGGCGAACUGGAAGUGAUCAGACUGUGCCGCUACCUGCGUUCGCGCGUGCGCCAAGGAUCGACGAGUGUGGUGACAUAUGGCUCGCACCUGGCCACACACAUGGCGCUGGGUCUGCUCUUCCUGGGCAGCGGCCGCUAUACGUUGUCCACAUCGGCCGAGUCAGUCGCCGCCAUGUUGUGUGCCUUCUUCCCCAAGUUUCCCACGCACAGCAAUGAUAACAGGUAUCACCUACAAGCAUUCAGGCAUCUUUACGUGCUAGCAGCUACACCCAGGCUGCUCCUACCCCGUGAUGUGGACUCUGGCAACCUGUGCUAUGCGCAUCUAACGGUCGUCUAUUUGAACUCUGCCUAUUACGCCAAUCAGACUGCUCGGCUCAAAGCGCCUUGUCUCCUACCUGAAUUGAAUCUGCUCAAAGAGGUGCGGGUAGAAGACGACAGGUACUGGAGCAUAGUGUUCAGGAGAGAGGAGAACUGGAAUCAGCUGGAGAAGAUUCUUGCUGACUCGAAGAGUCUACCGGUGAAGCAGAGAGCCGGCUGCCUGUCCUACUGUGAGGAUCCUCAUGGCUUCAGGAGUUUGCUGGCUCACACGCUCACCUCAGACAAAGUCGUUUCUUGGAGUGUUCCGGCAGAAUCAAUAUUUUCGUUCUCUUCGAAGCCCAGCACACUGAAUUUCGUCCGACUUUUCUUGGAGUGUGAGAACUCGACGAAGGCUGCCUCCCCCAAGGAGCUCAAACAACUUCAUUUCCUCACUAAACUUGUGUUUGAUUGCGUCACUCAUGAUAAGAUGUCCAUUUUGGUGAUUUGGCUGUCAAUAAUACAGGGCAUCCAGUUGCUGACAACCAACCCGGUGUCGGCCGGCCAUUUUAUUUGGCAAUUGAAGCAUGUGAUCAGCUACGCUCUCAAUCUACCGAAAACAGCUUCGAGAAAUCCGCUAUCGUUGGACGGCCACCACGACAAUGGCCAGAAGCCCUACUUCGGCUCCGAUGCGCUGAUUAGUGCUGAGUUGGCACUCACAAUCAAACAGCAGGUCUCCAACCUUCUCGAUGACUGGCAGAAGAAUGAUAUCAAAGAGGCUCUGAUUAGCUACAUGAAAUGUGAAGACUUCAAAGCAUCCGAUGCUUGUAUGGCAAAAUUAGCAAUGUAUAUCACGUUCCACAAUAUACCUUCGCCGAAUCUUAUGUCACAAGUCGUGUCAGUUGAUGAAAAGCUUAUCAACCCAGUGAGUGUAGCUUUGAUGCUGAAGCGAUCUGAGACUUUUUUAUCACAUAACAAGUACAACCACCUCGCAAUGCUGAUCAAGAAAUUGAAGACUGUUAACUAGUUUUAACUCUUUUAAUAAGUAAGUAACAAUGUAAGAUAUUUUUUGAAUAUUUUUGUAUCGUUUUGUUUCCGUGCAAAAAAACGCACAGACUAUUUUUGAUUAGAUAAAGAUCAGUUGUAAAAAGUAAUGUUAUAAGUUAUUUGUAUUCGUUGAGAUUAAAGGCAAUGUAUUUUAAAAAGGUU
Messenger RNA from Nilaparvata lugens (brown planthopper), 7285 nucleotides. RefSeq names its product anaphase-promoting complex subunit 1 (gene shtd). Gene Ontology annotation, molecular function: molecular adaptor activity. The transcript has 38 exons. Bases 141 to 7103 code for a protein of 2320 amino acids. The record is from RefSeq and is a predicted model, not a curated record. Gene Ontology annotation, cellular component: anaphase-promoting complex. Gene Ontology annotation, biological process: metaphase/anaphase transition of mitotic cell cycle; protein K11-linked ubiquitination; anaphase-promoting complex-dependent catabolic process. Lineage: Eukaryota; Metazoa; Arthropoda; Insecta; Hemiptera; Delphacidae.